Molecule: messenger RNA, 1449 nt
Organism: Scedosporium apiospermum
Lineage: Eukaryota; Fungi; Ascomycota; Sordariomycetes; Microascales; Microascaceae
Exons: 4
Coding region: 1-1449 (482 amino acids)
Molecular function (GO): FAD binding; oxidoreductase activity
Source: RefSeq, a predicted model, not a curated record
AUGGUUACUAUCCGAUCUGCGGUUCUCUUCGGGCUUGCACAUCUGUGUCACCUGCAAGCGGUGAGGGCCGUCUCACCGCAGGAAAUUGUGAAAGAUCUGGAGCAUCUUUUGUCGCGAGGGUCCGAAGUCGUGUUGGCGUCGGACGCAGCAUAUGCGGAGGACUUUACAGCUCGCUUCUCAGAAAGCCAUUCACCGUCCUACGUUGUCGGUGCCAAGCCGCAGAAUGCCAAGGACGUCCAGAAAUUGGUGAAAUAUGCAUCCCGUCACAAUGUACCAUUCUUAGCCACUGGCGGUGGCCAUGGCUACUCGUGGUCAUUGGGAACGCUGCAGAACGGGAUCCACGUAGAUCUUGACAAUUUCCAGACAAUCGAGAUUGACGAGGGCGCGAAUACCAUGACCAUUGGCGGUGCCGUGCGAAUUGGGAAUGCAACCCGUGAUCUGCAUGCUGUUGGCAAGGAGUUUCGCCCACUCGGAGGAAUUUACGGGACCGGCUCCGACAAUCUACUGUCGGCAGAAGUGGUCACGGGCACCGGCGAGAUUCUUACCGUAUCGGAAAAAAAACACCCAGACCUGUUCUACGGGUUGAGGGGAGCUGGUUUCAACUACGGUAUCGUUACGUCUCUAACAUACCGGAUCCACCCGGCGACGAAUAAUGGCGAAGUCACCGUCAUUGAUGCCACUUUUCCCGCGGCACUCAACGGCUCUGUCUGGGAAGCAGCACACUCUUUGGUAGGCCAUCAGCCUAAGGAACUCUCUAUUCUGUUCGCCAUUCGCUUCAACGAGACGCUGGGCGGCAUGAGUCUGGUCGGCAGCUUCAUUUUCUUCGGCCCAGAGGCGCAGGCCGUGGAGGCGGCGAAGCCCUUCCUAGACCUGAAUCCCCUCAACGUCGAAGUCAAGACCUCGACCUACGAUGAGUUUUCCCACGUGGCACUCUACGGUGAGGUGGCGGAUAUUGGACCCAAGAAGUCUAUCAACUUCGCGCCCCUCACCAUCAACCUAUACCAGGUCGACGUUGCGAACAUGAUUAAGGUCAUCAACUUCAUGAACCAGACGUUGACAGAAAACGCCGACUUGAAAGCUGCGACCCUCUCAUGGGCCCAGUACCCUCUGGAUGGUUUCCUCAAGUACCCACUUGAAUCGUCGGCGUUUCCUUAUCGGGACGUCGUUGUAUACUUCUCGUACGAUGGUUUUGCCGAGACCACCGAUCAACUUCCAAUUAUGGAAGACUUGGGCAAGGAAGUCCGCGCUUUGCUACAGCAGGGAAGCGGAAAACCCGACCUCCAAACCUACGUCCUGUUCAGCCAUGGUGACGAAGGUCCGGAGGCAUGGUACACUUCAGACAAGCUUCCGCGGCUGAAGCAGUUGAAACGCAAGUACGACCCGAAGAAUCUCUUUUCGUGGUAUAAUCCGGUUCCGAAUAAGGGCCAUAGAGGUGCGGACUCGGAUUGA